Messenger RNA from Lycium barbarum (goji berry), 976 nucleotides. RefSeq lists its product as uncharacterized. The record is from RefSeq and is a predicted model, not a curated record. Lineage: Eukaryota; Viridiplantae; Streptophyta; Magnoliopsida; Solanales; Solanaceae. The transcript has 2 exons. Bases 499 to 825 code for a protein of 108 amino acids.
UUUAAAACAUUAGUCACAAGUAUGAUGAUGAAGCAAUUGAACUAUAAAUGCGUAGGUCUGAGAAUCACCUGAUCCUAUAACCCCUCUCCCAAUUAUCAGUCAGCUAACUACAAUGACGACUUGUGAUACCAAAUUGAGCAUGAAGCUUUUGAUCGAUACCAAGGUUGGCAAAGUACUAUUUGCAGAGGCUGAAAAGGAUUGUGCUGAUUUCCUCUUUCACAUUCUCUCGUUGCCUGUGGGUACUGUCAUUAGGCUUCUCAAGGAAACAGGAAUGAAUGGGUGCUUGCCUAACCUAUACGAUAGUGUGGAGAAUCUGGAUAAAACCUAUAUUCAGUCAAACCAAGGCAAAGAUAUACUUUUGAAACCCAACUCUUCAGUCGGAAUACCUUCAGUUCCUUUUCUAUUGCUUAAUGACGUUCCGACCACAGAGAAGACUUUUUAUGGCUGUUCCACUAACAGUGGCCACUACGGUUAUGUUUCUGAUGACCCUAGUGCAAGAUGCCCAAUCUGUCAAAAUCUUAUGUUAGAAAGUUUGAUGAUAUUGCUCCACCGCCAGUGGAUGGAGCUGCUGGGGCAGCUACAAGGGGUUUUGUGAAGGAGAUGGUGACAUACAUGGUGAUGGAUGACUUGGUCGUUAAGCCUAUGUCCACCAUCUCUAGCAUUUCACUUCUUCUCAACACGAUUAAUGUCAAGGAUGUUGGUGUCCUGCGUGAGGAAGUGGUAGAUUUUGGAAUGGAAGAGGCAAUGAAGUUGUUGAAAGUGUCUUUCGAGUCGAAAGCUGUUCUGACCAGUGUUUUCAUGAGCCGUAUAAAAGUGGAGAAAUAGUUAUAUUAGACAUAAUGGAAUUGGAUGUUUCAGUUUAGUAAAUUCCCCUUUAAUGGCUUUCUUUUGUUUCAUUUCCCGCUAUCGUUGAUUAUGCUUUGUAGGUUCUGUUGUAUAUGAUCCAUUGCAAAAUCUUACUUUGUCUGUUUUCAGA